AUGCUGUCUGUCCUGGCCAAGAGCAGGACCUACGGGAUACUCUCAGCAACCGCAGGUGCCAAGCACGCGGAUUACUUUUCCCGAAGGCUGGCGGGCUUCACUCCGGUCGGCGCCGCCGCUCGCGCGCUCCUGCUCUGCCGCCACGGUCCGGGGGCUGCCGGUCCCGGGACCAUGUGUGACGGCGCCCUGCUGCCCCCUCUCGUCCUGCCCUUGCUGCUGCUGCUGCUUUGGGGACUGGACCCGGGCGCAGGUUGGCCUCAUCCAGCUUGGGCAGGAGCAGGUACUAAUCCAGCCCCUCAACAACUCCCAGGGACCCUUCAGUGGACGAGAGCAUCUGAUCAGGCGCAAAUGGUCCUUGACACCCAGCCCUCCAGCCAAGGCCCAGAUACCUGGGCAGCACUGCAAGGUUCUAACAG
Molecule: messenger RNA, 416 nt
Organism: Carlito syrichta (Philippine tarsier)
Lineage: Eukaryota; Metazoa; Chordata; Mammalia; Primates; Tarsiidae
Exons: 3
Source: RefSeq, a predicted model, not a curated record